AUGGCAGCCGACGAGCUUUGGGCCCAGGGCAUCGUGGAAUAUCUGCCCGAGGUGAAAUCAAACCCGCAGACAACGGCGGGGCUUUGGGCCUUUGAGGCAUCCGUGCAGGCGGAUGCCAGCGACUCCAAGCGGCUCUUUUUCCUGGCCACGCUGCUCUAUCACGCAGAACGGCUAGAAGAGGCCGAGCGAUUCUACCGAAAGGUGAUUGAGGCUGAGCCAGCAAGUGGCCACGGCUACCUGGAGCUGGUCCUUUUCCUGGAGUCCGCCGGCAGGCGCGAGGAGGCGCGGCUUGUCGCACGCCGAGCUAUUGAAGCCAAAGCGUGUUGGGCGGACGAGUGGCAGCGGCCGCCUAUUUAUGUGCGAGGUCUCACCUCGAAGGCCUGGUGGGCGCGGGAAGACUUUCCAUGGUCAGCCGACCUGGAAAACGCUUACCCUGCCAUCAAGGCUGAGAUGAUGGAGCUCUUCGGUGCACGUGGCGACCAGGGCGGCAACAUGCCCAAGAGCUGGGUUCGAGUUGGGGAUGAGAGAGCCUCCCAAGAUGGAGACAUAGUGGCCCCGGGUGGCGAGUGGAGGGAGUUCCUCCUAUACUCGGCGCAGGACCAAAGCAAGUCCACAGCAAAUCCGGAGGUGCUGAAACUCUUUCCGAAGACGUGUGAGCUGCUGGAGUCCGUGCUGCCUGGGGCAGUGGCCAUGGCGAAGAUAGGGGUUGGAGAGAUUAUCUUGUCGGCCAUAUCUCCAGGCACCAAGCUAGUGCCUCACUGUGCGUCCAGCAAUGUCCGCCUGACGUGCCAUCUGGGGCUCGUAUGCCCAGAAGGGGCUCGCGUUCGCGUAGGGCCAGAGUGGGGCACUUGGGAGGAGGGCCGGUGCAUCUUCUUCGACGACAGUUACGAGCACGAGGUGACAAACGACGGCAGCAGCAUGAGGAUCGUGCUGCUGAUACGAUUCUGGCAUCCGGAACUGGCGGCGGAGGAAUGGCUAUCGACUCUGAACUCCGGGAUGGAAGAGUACAGCGCCAUGCUGCAAAGACGCGUCUCGCCGCCGGUGAACAGCAGUGUGGCAGAAUUGCUGAUGGCGAAGGAGACCUCCUUCCCACCGAAGGGUGCCACAUUAGACAGCGCAGAACGGGCGGCGGCCAUCCUGAAAGCUGACGCGCCUGAUCUUGCCAUCAACGGCAGCCAUGAUGUAGGGCUCUUGGAUGUUAGUGACGAGCUAUAUUGA
Molecule: messenger RNA, 1218 nt
Organism: Symbiodinium natans
Lineage: Eukaryota; Dinophyceae; Suessiales; Symbiodiniaceae
Source: the annotation of a GenBank genome assembly